AUGCGGUUGGACGUUAAGAGACAGCUUUUUGCUCGCUCGGAGCGGGUGAAGGGCAUUGAUUUCCACAGUACUGAACCAUGGAUCCUGACCACUCUAUACAACGGCCAUGCUCACAUUUGGUCGUACGAAACACAAUCGAUUAUCAAGACCUUCGAGCUUACAGAUGUUCCCGUUCGAGCGGGAAGGUUUAUUGAGAGGAAAAACUGGAUUGUAUGUGGUAGCGAUGACUUCCAGCUAAGAGUUGUGAACUGGAACACCAGUGAAAAGGUGAAAUCGUUCGAGGCUCACCCAGACUACAUACGUGCGAUUGUGGUUCAUCCAGUGCUCAGCGUUGUUUUGACAGCUUCCGAUGACAUGACAAUACGAAUGUUCGACUGGGACAAAGACUGGCGUUGCGUCCGGGAAUUCGUUGGGCAUCAACAUUAUGUGAUGGGGCUUUCGAUAAACCCAAAAGAUACCAACGUGUUCGCCUCUGCUUGUUUGGACCGGACCAUCAAAAUCUGGAGCAUCGACAAUCCGACAGCCAAACAAACUAUUGAGGCCCACGAGAAAGGUGUCAACCACAUCGACUACUACCCUCAUAGCGAUAAACCCUACCUCCUUAGCACCUCCGAUGAUAAGACCGUCAAAGUGUGGGACUACACGACGAAAGCUCUGAUUGCGACAUUAGAGGGACACACGAGCAACGUCAGCUUUGCAUGCUACCACCCCGAAUUACCAGUCAUAAUAUCUGGAUCAGAAGAUGGAACAAUCAAAAUAUGGCAUGCCAAUACCUAUAGGCUCGAGCAGUCGCUGAGCUAUGGAUUGGAGAGGGCAUGGUGUGUCUCAUACCAACGAGGAAAACAGGGCGUUGCUAUGGGUUUCGAUGACGGUGCUGUGGUUGUCAAAAUGGGUCGAGAAGAACCUGCUGUUUCCAUGGAUGGUACUGGUAAACUGGUCUGGGCACGACACAACGAAGUCGUGUCUGCAAUCGUCAAGGGCGGCGACGCUUCCAUCAAAGACGGGGGUCCCAUUGCCCUUCCCAGCAAAGAGAUGGGAACCACUGAAAUAUACCCCACAACACUGUCUCACUCCCCCAAUGGCAGAUUUGUGAGCGUCUGUGGCGAUGGGGAAUUUAUCAUCUAUACCGCGCUCGCCUGGCGAAAUCAAGCAUUCGGCUCAGCCCUCGACUUCGCCUGGGGUUCGCACCAAAAUCCCACAGAUUACGCCAUUCGAGAAUCAGCGACGAGCGUUAAACUCUUCAAAAAACUGAAGGAAAGCGGAAGCCUUGACGUUGGCUUUCAAGCAGAAGGUCUUAGCAGCGGCUUCCUCUUGGGUGUGAAAGGCCAAGGUGGGAUAGGAAUGUUCGACUGGGAGUCAGGAAGUCUCGUUCGGCGUAUUGAAGUUGAGCCGAGAGAAGUUUACUGGAGCGAAUCGGGAGAGCUCGUGGCACUCGCCUGCGCUGAUGCGACUUAUGUCCUUCGUUUCGACCGCGAAGCAUACCUCGAAGGUCUCAAUAAUGGCGACGCUGAUGAGGACGGAGUCGAGGCUGCGUUUUCUGUGGUCACUGACCUACAAGAAUCUGUGACAAGCGGCGAGUGGGUAGGAGAUGCGUUCCUUUUCACUACGAAUACCCGUUUGAGCUACCUUCUUGGUGAGCAAGUUGUGCACAUUGCACAAUUUGACCAACCAAUGUAUCUGCUGCGAUACCUGCAACGAGACGAACGUGUCUACCUUUGCGACAAGGAUGUCAAUGUCGUGAGCUACAGGCUGUCUACCGCAUUACUCUCCUACCAGACCCUCGUGCUCAGAGGAGAGGUCGAUGCUGCUCAGGAACUGCUAGCGGAGAUCCCAGAAGAUCAGAUGAACAAGAUUGCUAGAUUCCUUGAAGCUCAAGGACAUAAGGAACUCGCUCUGGAAGUGGCAACCGAUCCAGAACAUCGAUUCGAGUUAGCUCUUGGCCUGAAUAACCUUGCCGUGGCGUUGGAGAUCGCUCGAGAGUCAGACAUGCAAGCCAAAUGGUCAUCGGUAGCAGACAAGGCACUUGAACUAUGGGAUCUGAAGCUUGCGGAAGAAUGCUUCCUUCACGCCAAAGACCUAGGAAGCUUGCUACUUCUCCACACCAGCUCGGGCAAUUCAGAGGGUCUAUCUAAGUUAGCUCAGCAGGCGGAGGAGAUAGGCAGCAACAACGUGGCGUUUGCAAGCUUAUGGUCAACAGGAGACGUCCCAGCUGCGGUUGAGCUACUCAAACGUACCGGGCGAUCCAGCGAGGCGGUUCUAUUCAGCCAGACGUAUAAGCCCUCUUUGACAAAACAACUGGUUGUUGAGUGGAAGGAGAGUUUGGACCAGCAAGGUAAAGGUAAGGUCAGUCGCUUACUGGGCGUACCAGGAGAGGACGAAGACUUGUUUCCCGAGUGGGAAGAGUAUAUCAGGCUCGAGAAGGAAGUUGGCGCUGCUGAACCGAAAACAGCACUCAUCGACGUCGAUGGCGAUGAACCGCCAGCAACGAAUGGAACUGCAAAUGCUGAUGGGGAAGACCAAGCCGCAGCCUGA
Messenger RNA from Exophiala spinifera, 2532 nucleotides. RefSeq lists its product as uncharacterized. The transcript has 7 exons. NCBI's taxonomy places the organism in Eukaryota, Fungi, Ascomycota, Eurotiomycetes, Chaetothyriales, Herpotrichiellaceae. Bases 1 to 2532 code for a protein of 843 amino acids. Gene Ontology annotation, biological process: intra-Golgi vesicle-mediated transport; intracellular protein transport; retrograde vesicle-mediated transport, Golgi to endoplasmic reticulum. Gene Ontology annotation, molecular function: protein binding; structural molecule activity. The record is from RefSeq and is a predicted model, not a curated record. Gene Ontology annotation, cellular component: COPI vesicle coat.